Hibiscus syriacus is the source of this 724-nucleotide messenger RNA. RefSeq names its product 3beta-hydroxysteroid-dehydrogenase/decarboxylase-like. The record is from RefSeq and is a predicted model, not a curated record. The transcript has 4 exons. The coding region runs from base 1 to 573 and encodes 190 amino acids. NCBI's taxonomy places the organism in Eukaryota, Viridiplantae, Streptophyta, Magnoliopsida, Malvales, Malvaceae.
AUGUGCAUGUUUUACAUUCUGUGGUUUAUUGCAGUUGCUGACACAUUACUUUGGAAGAAUAAAAGGCAGACACUGGCAGUUCUGUUAGCAUUGGUUGCAAUUUACUACAACUUCAUUGCUUCGGGUGCUACAAUUAUCACUGCAGUUUCAAAGCUUCUCUUGUUGUCACUAUUUUUAUUGUUCAUCCAUGGCAGUUUGCCGAAUAGAAUGUAUGGAUAUACAGUAGAGAAAAUUCCAGCAUCAAAUUUCCACUUAUCAGAAGAGAAAUCAAGGAACAUUGUUAUGUUGAUGGUUUCGACCUGGAAUGGCGGUGUUAAUGCUUUGAAAUCUCUUUGCAAGGGGAAGGAUUGGAUACUUCUCUUCAGGGUGUUUUUUUCUUUACUGCUUCUAAGCUUCCUUGGAGCCGUAUCUUUUCACUGUUUUUGUCAUAGGACUUCCCCUCGCCUUUAUAGCUUUCUAUGUAUUCGACAAAAAGGAGCAAGAAAUCGAUUCUUUCAUUCUAGAAGCUUUAUCAACGGUGUGCAAAUUGAAAUCUGGUAUUUCCAGGAAGAUAGUGUCCUCCAAGAAGAAUGACUGAUAGCAUACUACACCAUUGGGAACUUGACAUCAUGGGGAGAAGUACUAUCAAUUAUUUUGAGCUCUUUUCCGAGGACUUUAAGCAUAUGGACAUGUAACAUUGCCACUUUGUAAUUUAGUCAUUUCAGUUCUGAACGAUUCAUUUCGA